CUUAAAAAACCCUAAAUUUGUUUUCGUUUCCUGAACCUUCCGCAAUUGAGCAGCCGCGAAGAAUUUCCGGAGUGGGUUUUCUCAUUCUCACUCUCUUCAGGUUUCUUCCGCGCAUCCUUGCACAAUUGGCAUCUAUCUAUUUUUCGAUGCAGACCCGUGUCUUUGAAACCGUGGGAGUGGGUUCUUCGUGCUCCGACUCCGUUAUUUCUCGGGAGAACAGUGAUGGGUCCUUCCAGGUUUUGCCUCUGAAGGUUGAAUCAGUUGAUGGGUCUUCGGGAACUCCAUUGAAGAUGGAUGCUUUUGUUGAUGCGGAGGCCUUGAAUGAAGCCUCCAUCGUUGUUUCACCGUCGAAUUUUAAUGGGCAUUCGCUGAAUUCAGCUUUCACGGCUUGUUCUGUGAAAUCUGUUUGUGGGUCUUCAAUGUCUUCGGGUGGGGAAUCUGUAGCUGAUCGAUCUUUGCCUCUUCCGUCUCAGAAUCAAGCUCUGGAACACCAGUCUUUGGAUUCUCUGUUAUCAGACAUCCCUAGUGACUCCUCAGCUAUGGACAUUGAUCCUGUUAAAAACCUAACUCAUCAAAACUGGGAUGGAUCUUCAGAAUCCUCACCGCCUUCUAAGCAGACACCGCUUUGCCUUGCUCUGGUGCCCUACGAUUCGUGUUCGGCUAUGCAAACGGAAAUCCAAGAAAAUCCUCCUUCUGAGUUAUCUCUACAUGGCCCUGCCUCUGAAGAAGAUGGCUCUUCCCCAAAAUCGGACGAAAAAUCGCAGUGGCGACCGUGGACUCCUUGGAGUGAAGCCAGAGGAGAUAGGCUCACAAACCCUAGCUCUGAAAAUUAUCCACGUAGGUGGUCUCCCCACAGAGAAGAAAGAACUUUAAUCGAACCCACUGGGGUGGGGGCAGGACUUGCGAAUUUGGGCAAUACUUGCUUUAUCAAUGCAAUAUUGCAAUGUUUUACACAUACUGUUCCACUCGUCCAGGGCCUUCGAUCUUAUGAUCAUGAGAAGCCAUGUGAUCGUCAUAGGGAAGGAUUCUGCAUGCUUUGUGCUCUUUGUGAUCACAUUGACGUAUCAUUAAAUUCUUCAGGAUGGGUUGUCUCACCUUCAAACAUUUUUGAUAAUUUGAAUCAUAUUUCUUCAUGUUUCCAGAAAUACAAUCAGGAAGAUGCUCAUGAAUUUUUGCAGUGCUUGUUAGAUAGGCUUGAGAGCUGUUGCCUGGAUUUGAGGUCAAAGAGUGAGGAUGGUUUGUCUUCUCGAGAUGAUAACCUUGUUAAGCGAAUUUUUGGUGGUCGUCUUGUUAGCCAACUACGUUGUUGCAAUUGUGGUCAUUGUUCGGACACUUAUGAGCCUAUGGUUGAUUUGAGUUUGGAAAUUGAAGAUGUGGACUCCCUUCCAAGUGCUAUUGAAUCCUUCACUAAGGUGGAGAAACUUGAAGAUCCAGAGGCAAAGCUUAGGUGCAGUAAUUGUAAUGAAAAAGUGGCAAUGGAAAAGCAACUUUUGUUGGAGCAGGCCCCUCUAGUUGCAUCAUUCCAUUUGAAGAGAUUCAAGAUUGAUGGAUAUUCUGUCAAGAAGAUCGACAACCAUGUGGAAUUUCCACUGGAAUUGGAUUUGCAGCCUUACACCAUUAUCAAUCAAGAUAACAAUGUGGAAUUGAAGUAUCAACUCUAUGCAGUUGUGAAGCAUUAUGGGGCUCCUACUGCUGGACAUUAUGUCUGUUAUGUUCGAAGCUCUCCAAAUAUGUGGCAUAGGUUGAAUGACUCAAAGGUUCACAUGGUUGAAGGGGAAUCUGUCCUGUCUGAACAGGCGUACAUCCUCUUCUAUGCAAGGCAAGAUAUACCCUGGUUCUCCAGUGUAAUAGAAGUGCAGGCCCCAUGCUUGGACCCCAAUGUUUCAAAUUUAUCUCCAAAGUCAGUUCUAGAUAAUAUUGAAAGUGCAAUUCCCUCUGAUUCUGGGGCAGGAAACAACAACGAAUGCAGCUCCAAUGAAUCCAAAGAUGCUGCUGAUAGGAUGUCAAUGCAGUUCAGUUAUGAAACAAAGACUGAUUCUGCGGUCAAUGAAUCUAGUAUUGCAGCUGAGGCUUAUGGAUCAGAGCAAAACGUGACAGAGUUAAAUGAAUCUGGAGCUGAGACUCCCACGAUUGAUGCUAAUAUGCCACCAAGGUCAAGUGAUUGCUUUGAGGGAUUGUCUGACGAGAAUAUCUGUACUGUGUCUCCACUUGGUGAAAAUAUGUGCAAUCAGGAUGUUGACAAGGCCUGUAAGAGUAGUGGUUCCCCCCAAACGUCAACCAGAUCUAAAAGUCCAGAAGCAUCUUACCGAAUUCCAACCAAUCAUUUGAAAGAAGUAAAGCGGAGUGUCCGUAAAAAAUCACAGAAUAAGCCUGCCAUGGAUUCAAAGAGAACUGAAGCUGUUAGAUUUGCUAAAAAAAUGCCUUCUGGUCGAGGUGAGAGAUUCAUUGCUGCUAUCAUGGGACCAAAAAGUGAUAGUGGUGUAAAUAAGAGAAGACUGAGAUCAUCUCCAUGUAAAAAGACCAGCCCUCGCCAUAGACGAAACCAUGGAUCUAAUGCAAUAUAAAUGCAAAAUUCUGUCUUUUAUGUACAUUGGAUUACCCUCUUCAAAGAGGCAUACUGGAUAUUCCAGUGCACAAUUCUAGUUGAUAUCAAGAUUUUGUUUCCAGUUUUGGACUAACUAAGCAAUAUAGCACCUUGUCCCUACUAGCUCUUGAUUCCAUCGACUGUGAAAUGUGAAUAGAGUGAGUAUAUUUUC
Molecule: messenger RNA, 2756 nt
Organism: Rubroshorea leprosula
Lineage: Eukaryota; Viridiplantae; Streptophyta; Magnoliopsida; Malvales; Dipterocarpaceae
Source: the annotation of a GenBank genome assembly